This is a messenger RNA of Colletotrichum navitas, 1215 nucleotides long. RefSeq lists its product as uncharacterized. The transcript has 3 exons. Bases 291 to 1163 code for a protein of 290 amino acids. Gene Ontology annotation, biological process: mycotoxin biosynthetic process. The record is from RefSeq and is a predicted model, not a curated record. NCBI's taxonomy places the organism in Eukaryota, Fungi, Ascomycota, Sordariomycetes, Glomerellales, Glomerellaceae.
UCGACUCGUCCAGGCCCAUGAUGUCGCCCUCCUGUUUUACCGGCCUACGUAGUAGGUGGCUCUCCGUAGUAUGUAGCAUACGCAAUACGGUGUUUCCUAUCUGCUUUUCAUUUGUACAUACUGAUGUUUGAUUGUUUUAUCAAUCCGAAGCCUGGCUGGUUCCCAUUUCGGCCCCUCUUCUUGUUUGCUUUACAUGAAAACUCGUAGAGUGAGAGUCGGAGCAGAGACCUGUUAGGUUUUAUAGCCAAUCGCAUCUCAAAUCACACGCAACGAGGCCCAGAGCCGACGCCAUGAAGCCUGGUGCCAUGCCAUACUCCGACGUUCGCCGCGAGGCUCAAAUCCACGAUGAUCCCUCUAUGACCGACGUCAGCGUAUCGCUCCUCAGCGACGACGGCGAAGGCAAGCAGUGGAACAGGGCAGAUCUCGAAGAUGGGACACGGACGACGCAGCCGAGCCGAUGCGCGAGGGCCCUUGGCUUCUUUCCUCGCUGGCGCGGACUCAUCGAUACGCUUAUGCUGGUCAUCAUUCUUGGUCUGCUUCUCGAGCGGAGGGCGGGCCUGCAGUCAACAGCACCCCGUGAUAAACGUCUCGAACCCGUGGGCGACCUCACAGGAUUCGCGCCAGAGUUCAAUCAGCAAAUAACCACGUUCCACCCGACGACGGACUUCGUCCCCGACGACCCGAAGAAGUUCUUCACCGACGCCUCGAUCAAGGAGAAAUGGCUUUCCAUCGUGCCCAGGGGCCUGGGCUACGUCGUCAUGAACGACACCAAGGCCCAUGACAACCUGCCCGUCCCGCUGCCCGAGUUCACGCCGCGCACGGUCUUCACGACGUCCAUGACGCACCAGCUGCACUGUCUCUACGCGAUCCUCGAGAGCUACGCGGGGCUCGCCGUCAACGGCAGCGGCGCCGUCGACAUGCACUCGCACAUCCCCGAGGGUGCCCAGGGCGCCGAGGAGCCGUGGCAUUUGCAGCACUGCUUCGAGUACCUCCGACAGGCCAUCAUGUGCGCAGGCGACGUUGCGCUGGAGGGCACACAGACGACGUUCCCUCCGGGUUGGACGGGUAGCGACGGUUGGGACGCGAAGCACGUUUGCAAAGACUACAAGCAGGUCUACGAUUAUCUCGACAAGAACCGGGCGCUGGACGAUCACUGGAUCUAAGCAAAGUCGGAGAGCUUUGUAAUUUUGCGUACGGCGUUCAGGAGGGGUAUAU